AUCACUCCGAAGGGCGGCUGGCGGGUGGCCGCGCAGGGGCAACACGUCGUGCAUUUUCAUAGUUCCUGACCAACAUAGAAAUGUGGAGUAUCUUGGCUGAAUCGUCAUGAAGGCAAGACCAUCAUGGUUCUGCCACUACAGGAGUGUGAGCAGCAUUGCUUCUGCAACAAAGCCUUGAGUCAUUGCAUCUUGGGAAGGAUGGCUGCUUCCUGGGGCACUAUCAUUUUCAUGCUGGUGAUACCCUGUGUUUGCAGUACUGUCUUCUACAGAGACCAGCAGACAUGGUUUGAGGGUGUCUUCCUGUCUUCUAUGUGCCUCAUCAAUGUCAGUGCCAGCACCUUGGAUGGAAUUAUGUUUGAUGCAGGGAGCACUGGAACUUGAAUUCAUGUUUACACAUUCGUGCAGAAAAUGCCAGGACAGCUUCCAAUUCUGGAAGGAGACAUUUUUGAUUCUGUGAAGCCAGGACUUUCUGCUUUUGUAGAUCAACCUAAGCAGGCUGCUGAGACUGUUCAAGGGCUCUUAGAGGUGGCCAAAGAUUCAAUCCCUCGAAGUCACUGGGAAAGGACACCAAUGGUCCUGAAGGCCACAGCAGGACUACGCUUACUGCUGGAAAAGAAAGCCCAGGCUCUACUAUUUGAGGUAGAAGAGAUCUUCAAGAAGUCACCCUUCCUGGUCCCAGAUGACAGUGUUAGCAUCUUGGAUGGAUCCUACCAAGGCAUAUUAGCCUGGGUUACUGUGAAUUUCCUAACAGGUCAGCUCCAUGGCCAUGGCCAGGAGACCAUGGGGACCCUGGACUUGGGGGGAGCCUCUACCCAAAUCACAUUCUUGCCCCAUUUUGAGAAAACCCUGGAACACACCCCUCAAGGCUACUUAACUUCCUUUGAGAUGUUUAACAGUACUUUUAAUCUCUAUACACAUAGUUACUUGGGAUUUGGAUUGAAAACUGCAAGACUAGCAACACAGGGAGCCCUGGAGACAGAAGGGAUUGAAGGACAUACCUUUCCAAGUGCCUGUUUACCAAGGUGGUUGAAAGCAGAAUGGAUUUUUGGGGGUGUGAAAUACCAGUAUGGUGGCAGCCAAGACUGGGUGAUGGGCUUUGAGCCCUGCUACGCUGAACUGCUGAGAUUGGGGCAAGGCAGACUUCAUCAGCCAGAGGAGAUCAAGAGAAAAUCCUUCUAUGCCUUCUUUUACUAUUAUGAUCGAGCUGCUGACACACACAUGAUUGAUUAUGAAAAAGGAGGUGUUUUAAAAGUUGAAGAUAUUGAAAGAAAAGCCAGAGAAGUUUGUGACAACCUGAAAAGCUUUACGUCAGUCAGUUCUUUCUUAUGCAUGGAUCUCAGCUACAUCACAGCCUUGUUAAAAGGUGGCUUUGGCUUUGCAGACAGCACUCUCUUACAGCUCACAAAAAAAGUGAACAACAUAGAGACCGGCUGGGCCUUGGGGGCCACCUUUCACCUGUUGCAGUCUCUGGGCAUCUCCCACAGAGGCCAAAUCCCCUCAAGUCUGUAUUUACUCUUUUUAAGGGAAGGAGAGAAGCGCAGUUCAGUUUCCAGGCUAGUGUGAGGAUAGCCUGUACUAAAGCCCAGAAACUGGUUUUAUGAAGAAGGGGCUUUUUAUACAUGGAUUGUGCCCUGGAGCCUAGAGAUUUAGGUUUAAUUUUAUACAUCUAAUGUGAAUUGUUACCUAACCAUUUUGGGGUACAUAGCUGGCACUAAAGUCUUGAUUCUUUGUGUGUUACAAAGAAUCUGUGAGCAAAACAAAACAAAACAAAACAAAACAAAAAACAAUUUUGGAACUCACUUAGCCUUGGAGAACUUAGGGUCCGGUUCCCCGGGAACCAAAGAAAAAUCUCAUUCCAACCCUUAUAUUGCCUCCUUCUUUUGAACAUUUAAAUUUUCCUCUUAGAUGC
Messenger RNA from Dipodomys spectabilis (banner-tailed kangaroo rat), 1909 nucleotides. Its product is annotated as ectonucleoside triphosphate diphosphohydrolase 5-like. Gene Ontology annotation, molecular function: GDP phosphatase activity; UDP phosphatase activity. Gene Ontology annotation, biological process: nucleoside diphosphate catabolic process. NCBI's taxonomy places the organism in Eukaryota, Metazoa, Chordata, Mammalia, Rodentia, Heteromyidae. The record is from RefSeq and is a predicted model, not a curated record. Gene Ontology annotation, cellular component: membrane.